Dothidotthia symphoricarpi CBS 119687 is the source of this 1415-nucleotide messenger RNA. RefSeq lists its product as uncharacterized. The record is from RefSeq and is a predicted model, not a curated record. The transcript has 3 exons. Bases 138 to 1130 code for a protein of 330 amino acids. Lineage: Eukaryota; Fungi; Ascomycota; Dothideomycetes; Pleosporales; Dothidotthiaceae.
CCAAGUCUCGCAACUCGAAAUCAAAUCUCAAGGCUGUUCUCCCCGCCCAACCCGCAACCAGCACGCCCAUACGUCCGAUCCAAUUGCUCGUCCCGAGCUGCGCCGUCAACCGUCAAACACUCCAUACGACCGUCGCGAUGCUGGCCCGCGUUGCGCUCUCCCGUCUGGCGGCCGAUGUGCCCGCAACGUCAACACACGAUGUCCCGCAGCUCGCGCGCUCCCUGCAACGCUGCCUCCUCGCCCGCAAUGCCCUGCGUCUGCCGGCUACUCGCGCCAUCUCACGGUCCUACAAGGCGGCGGUAGUGCAUGCCCGCCGCUCGUACGCUACCACCACCACCACCGCGCGUGCCACGAAGCCAACCGAGACGGUGAAGAAGGCGGUCAAGGCGAAGGUGGCAGAGAAGCCUGCCCCCAAGAAGAAGGCGGCCACCACUACAAAGACCAGGACCAAGGCAGCAGCGACGCCCGCGAAAAAGCCUGCAGCAAAGAAGGUAGCCGCGAAGAAGCCAGUAGCGAAAAAGGCAGCACCGAAGAAGGCAGCCCCAAAGAAGCGCGCCAAGAGGGAGCUCACACCCGAGGCAAAACAGACGCUGAAGAUCAGAGAACUCAAGAAGAUCGCUUUGAAGUCGCCCGUUGCCCAGUCCACACUGCAGGGACGCCACGUCUUCAUCAGCGAGGCUUUGAGCGGAUCGACCAGUGUCACGACGGGCAUCGCCGACGCCAACGCGAAAUGGAGCGCCAUGAAGCCAGCAGAAGUUGAGCACUACAACCAUCUUGCCAACGAGAAGAACGCCGCCAGGAAAGCAGAAUACGAGACUUGGCUCGCGUCUCACACCACGGAAGAGAUUCGUGCCGCCAACAACGCACGCAGCCAGCUGAGGAGGAUUCUGCCGCCUGCCAAGAACGGAAACCACGCCCACACUAACAAGCUUCACGAUGACCGACAGGUGAAGCGACCGGUGAACGCCUACGUGCUCUUCUUCACGGACCGCAGAUCGAGUGGGGAUUUCAAGAGCAUCAGCACCACCGAGUGUGCCAAGCUCAUCGGGAACGAGUGGAAGGCACUGACCGCAAGCGAAAAGGGUAAAUACGAGGCACAGGCCAAGGAGCAAGCUGUGGCGCAGGCUUGAGCGGAACCCUUCCGUUCUUGGCUGGUCUGAAGUCGAUAUGUCCUUGACCUAUGUGUACCUUUGCUACUCGGGAAUUGUGAGGAGCUCUUGGCGUGUGUCAUCCUGUGGAUGAGUAUCAUGGACAAGGACAGCGAUCUCGUUCAAUCAUACUUUGUAUCGCGACGAGGUUUGGAAGGCAGUAUAAGAACAUGUCUGAUCUGGUCAUCACAUGCUACGGGUCUCUGGUCCAGAGCAUUGCGUAGAAACAACAUCGGAUAGUACAUAUAUAUACUAUUUGCUCUUAUC